AUGGAUUCUGUUUCUGACGAGGCCGUCCGUGUGACUGGCCGCAACAUUGACUGGCCGGCGAUCCACGAGAACCUCCAACAGAAGAUCGCCAAUGCCGAAUACUGGUCCGACAAUCACUCUACCCAGGCGUUUCACCUCCCUGCCGAGAUCAAGACCACCAUCCUGUACAUCGCGAGGCGCGAUGCCACCCAAAAGUCCAAGCACUUGAUCGAGCUUAACAUCUUCGGCAACAUGCGCUCCUCGGAACCGAACUGGGCUAAGCUGUACAUCAACUUGUACUGGCGGUCGGUUCGGCAGGUGACUGCGUGGCAGGUCUUUCGGUUUCUCGAGCACCAUGGUGUUUUGAACUGGGAGUGCCUCACAUGUGACAUGGAGAGCAACCUGCCUAGCACGGGUAUGCUGAAGUCCCUUCUGGCCUGCUUCUCGAAAAUUGCCGAAUGGGACAAACAGAGCCAGAUGGCCAAGGUCCCGAUGCAGAACGGAUACGAAUACAAUGCGGACGUUCAAUGGCUCGCGGCCGUCAUCGGCCAAAGCAACCUUUCGAUCCGGCUGGAUGUCAUUGCCCAGCUCAUUGCGGCCAGCGGGCUCCUUGGCGAGAUCCUGGAGGGCAAGUACGCGGCGUUCAAGAAGUCCUUCCCGGAUGCGAAGCUCGCUGGGGCCCAGCAGGGCCAGCAGGGUCAGCAGAACUCGAGCGGCCGGGUCCCAUCCACCCAGACCUUCGGAUCUUGGCUGCCGCACAAGCUGAGCCGUGACGUGCGUUCCUUCAACGCAGAGAUUCUGUCGUAUUUUGCACGCGCCGCGACAAUCGAGAAGGUCUGCAGUGCGGUGGACCCGGCUGCUCGAGGUCUACUGACCUUGACCUAUGAGGCGAAGGAGUAG
Messenger RNA from Penicillium argentinense, 879 nucleotides. RefSeq lists its product as uncharacterized. The record is from RefSeq and is a predicted model, not a curated record. Lineage: Eukaryota; Fungi; Ascomycota; Eurotiomycetes; Eurotiales; Aspergillaceae. The transcript is spliced from 3 exons. The coding region runs from base 1 to 879 and encodes 292 amino acids.